UUUUACGGAGUGAGGGUGGAAGAAAACCGCAAAGGAGAGUCUCAUACAGCUAGCUAGCUAGCGCAUUAGCUACAUAUUUUGAGCUGAACCUGAACGAUAAACUGUUUUCUCACCAACUUGCUGUUUGUUCUUCACAAAAUAAUCAAAACAACUCAAGACACAGAGCGCCUGCUCUGCAGGAAGCACGCCGUCGGGCCUUGGGGAAUAUCGGCACAUUGCAUGUAGCUGGCUAGCCUGGUUGCUAGCUAGCGGUUGGAAACGCUCAUCGUUUCAUUUGAUUCGCCACUCCCGAAAGGCUACAGAGUUGAGAGGGCUUGGUUGCUUUCUAAAAUGAUCAUAGAAAACCUCGAUGCCUUGAAGUCGUGGCUUUCAAAAACCCUCGAACCCAUAUGUGAUGCAGAUCCUUCAGCCCUUGCUAAAUAUGUUGUUGCCUUAGUGAAGAAGGAUAAAUCGGAGAAGGAGUUGAAAGCACUAUGCAUUGACCAGUUGGAUGUAUUUCUUCAGAAAGAAACGCAGACAUUUGUGGAUAAACUUUUCGAAGCUGUGAACACAAAGAGUUAUCUACCUCAAUUUGAGCAGCCAUCUUCAGCUGGAAGAGUGGAAGUUCACCAGCGGCAAGAAAAAGAUGACCUGAAAAAAGAUGAGCCAAACAAAGAGGAUGACCGAGAAAAGAAAUUCUCCAGGAGAGUGAAUCACAGCCCUCAGCAGUCCAGCUCGCGAUACAGAGACAACAGGAGAGGGGACGACCGCAAGAAGGAUGACCGCUCCAGGAAGCGAGACUACGACCGCAAUCCCCCGAGGCGGGACUCCUACAGGGACCGCUACAACCGCCGGCGAGGCCGCAGCCGCUCCUACAGCCGCAGCCGCAGCCGCAGCUGGAGCAAGGACCGCCCCCGCGAACGCGACCGCGACCGCGACCGGGAGAGAGACCGCGACAGAGAAAGAAGCAGGAGUCGGUCUAGGAGCCCAAGCAGGACAAGAAGUCACGAAAAGGACGCGGGGAAAUCAAAGUACGACCACGACCGCGCAGAGAGAUGCGAGCCCACCGAGAGCUACACUCCGGCGCCCUUGGUCUCCAACGUGUCGUCGAGCCACUUCCCGGUCCCAACGCUCAGCAGCACCAUCACCGUCAUCGCUCCCACACACCACGGCAACAGCACCACGGAGAGUUGGUCCGAGUUCCGCGAGGACCACCAGCUGGAGCACGGCUCCUACGGGCGAGGGCCUCCUCAGAGGAAGCGAUGCCGGGACUACGACGAGAAAGGCUUCUGUAUGCGUGGGGACAUGUGUCCGUUUGAUCAUGGCAGUGACCCCGUGGUGGUGGAGGACGUGAACUUGCCCAACAUUCUUCCAUUUCAAGCUCCGCCUCUUCCUGUGGUGGACGCCCCUCCUCCCCCUGGUCUUCCUCCUCCGCUUCCUCUGAUGACGCCCCCGCCCGUCAACCUGCGACCCCCGGUCCCCCCACCAGGGGCGAUGCCCCCCAGCCUACCCCCUGUGGCAGGCCCACCCCCACCCCUCCCUCCUCUGCAGCCUUCCGGAAUGGAUGCACCCCCAAACUCCAUCACCAGCUCUGUGCCCACCAUUGUCACAUCAGGGGUGCGCCUACCCCCUCCUCAAGCCCCGCCCCCUCUCUUCACCUCAGACACUUACGAGCCUGAUGUGUACAACCCGGAGGCCCCCAGUAUCACCAGCACCUCCAGACCAGUGUACAGACACAGAGUGCAUGCCCAAAGACCCAACCUCAUCGGCCUGACUAUGGGAGAAGUGGAUCUGCCUCCUCGAGAAAAAACUGCAAGCAACAACAACAUGAGAAUAGUGGUUGAGUCUGACCCCAGGAAGCGAUCAGCUGGUCCGAUCGAUGGAGGCAUUCCCCCAAAAAAGCCAUGGUUCGACAAGCACGGCUUCAAUAAGCCCAAUCACCAAGGAUUUCACAAGAAGAUGCCGUGUGCAAAUGCAAAGCUGGACGUGAGGCAGAUCCCAGCAGAGCUCAACAACAUCAGCAAACUUAAUGAACACUUCAGUAAAUUUGGAACCAUUGUUAACCUGCAGGUGGCUUAUCAGAACGACCCAGAAGGGGCCCUUAUCCAGUUCUCUACACACGAGGAGGCCAAGAGAGCCAUUCUCAGCACAGAGGCCGUGCUCAACAACCGCUUCAUCAGAGUCUACUGGCACCGCGAGGAGAUGCAGUCACAGCCUCCCUCACAGACGGGCCUCCAGUCUGCCCCGCACCCCCCUGUGACUACCCUGAAGCAGUCAGUGAAAGAUCGCCUGGGCCCCAUACCAACCAGCGACCCAGAGCCUUCACAGGACUGCAGCGUGGCCUCCCAGAGUGCUGCAAAAAUGUCAGUGAAAGACCGUUUGGGCUUUUCUUCAAAACCAACAGUUGCUGCAGGAAAGGUUUUUUCAACUUCCACGGGACUCACAAAAACGGUGUACAACCCAGCGGCGCUGAAAGCAGCCCAGAAGACCUUGCCUUUCCCAAGCCCCGCAUUCUCUGAUGAGGCUUUGAAGAAGAAACAGGAAGCACUAAAGCUUCAACAGGAUGUCCGGAAAAAGAAACAGGAAAUUCUGGAAAAACACAUUGAAACACAGAAGUUAUUGAUCUCCAAACUGGAGAAGAACAAAUCUAUGAAACCUGAAGAUAAAGCUCAAAUAAUGGAGACACUGACGACACUGACUAAAAACAUAACCAAACUACAAGCUGAAAUCAAAGCCAUCUCCAGCGGAAAUCCUCAGAAAACUGUGAAAAGCAAAGCUCAGGCCCAGAAGGAGUUGCUGGACACAGAAUUGGAUUUGUACAAGAAGAUGCAAGCAGGAGAAGACAUUGCACAGCUGAGGAUAAAAUACACACAGCUGCAGUUGGAGGCCGCCAAAAGAGGGAUCCUGGCAUCUGGGCGUGGGAGGGGUGGCCAUGCCCGGGGCCGUGGGGCCCUCCGUAGCAGGGGUCGAGGAAUUCGAGGGCGUGGGCGAGGUGCCCCGAUUCACGCUGUGGUUGACCACCGGCCGCGUGCGUUGGAUAUCUCAGGCUUCACAGAAUCGGACAGAGUGGACCUGCUCCCACACUUUGCACAAUUUGGCGAGAUUGAAGAUUGCCAGAUUGAUGACUCUGCCAACACUGCGGUCAUCACCUUCAGCACGCGGGCGGAAGCGGAGGUGGCUGCGGUUCACGGGGUGAAGCUGAAUAAUCAGGAGCUGAAGCUGGCCUGGCACAAACCCUCAGCCCCUCUCAGUGCUGCCGACCCUGACGAGGCCGAGCCAGAGGAUGACGAGUUCCAAGAGCAGUCUCUGGUGGACGACGCCUUGCUGCAGGACGAUGACGAAGAGGAUGAUGACAACGAGCCGCGGUCCUGGCGCAGAUGAAGAGGCCUCCACUGUCAGCUGCUGGAACACCACCAGACUUGAUUAUACAGCUUUGUUUUUAACAGCUAGUUACAUUUGAUUAGAUCUUAACAUUUAAUACAGUUUUGCAAAGCAAGUACUACCAAGAGUACUGUGUGAUUAUUCAAAAUACUGUAAAUACAAUGUGAGGUAAAGGAAGGCUUUUUACAUAAUGUUCAAUAACCUUCAGUGGGUACUAAUUUUUUGUUUGUUUUUUUGAUUUUUCUUUUAAUUUGGUCUAAAAUGUCUGACCAGAUUUCUUUUAUUGACACGUGGUUCCAUAUUAUGGAAUGGAUGGAUGUUGAAACCCUUGAUGAAUGUUUGAAGCAUAGAGACAACCAUGAGACUUGUUUGGGUAAAGUUACUAAAGUUGCAUAGUAGGCUUUACUGUGUAUAAUUAGCCUUUUGGUAGUUGCUUUUGUGUAUAUAUUUUAUGUAUGAAUUUUAAUGAUUUGUAUGAUGGCUUUGCUUCAAUUCUUUGCCUUUAUUUUGAAAUGUAACAAUAAAGAAUUGAAAUGGUCUGAAACUUAACUGCAAACAAAAAAAGAAAAAAAAAACACAUUGGAAAAGAGGCAAAAGAUGGGAAAAAAAACAC
Messenger RNA from Megalops cyprinoides (Indo-Pacific tarpon), 3973 nucleotides. RefSeq names its product RNA binding motif protein 26 (gene rbm26). Gene Ontology annotation, cellular component: nucleus. The record is from RefSeq and is a predicted model, not a curated record. The transcript has 22 exons. NCBI's taxonomy places the organism in Eukaryota, Metazoa, Chordata, Actinopteri, Elopiformes, Megalopidae. Gene Ontology annotation, biological process: mRNA processing. The coding region runs from base 331 to 3360 and encodes 1009 amino acids. Gene Ontology annotation, molecular function: RNA binding; metal ion binding.